Myripristis murdjan (pinecone soldierfish) is the source of this 1912-nucleotide messenger RNA. RefSeq names its product protein wntless homolog. Gene Ontology annotation, cellular component: organelle membrane; endomembrane system. Bases 45 to 1670 code for a protein of 541 amino acids. The transcript is spliced from 12 exons. NCBI's taxonomy places the organism in Eukaryota, Metazoa, Chordata, Actinopteri, Holocentriformes, Holocentridae. Gene Ontology annotation, biological process: Wnt signaling pathway; intracellular protein transport; Wnt protein secretion. The record is from RefSeq and is a predicted model, not a curated record. Gene Ontology annotation, molecular function: Wnt-protein binding.
AAUCUUUUUUUUCUUUUUCUUUUCUUUUUUUUUUUUUUUUUGAAAUGGCUGGAGCGAUAAUCGAGAACAUGAGCACAAAGAAGUUGGUUGUUUUAGGUUUGACUGUACUUAUUUUCCAAGUGCUGUCAGUUUUGGUAGGAGGAUUAAUCGCUCCUAGCCCUACUAGCGCCAUUCACUACCUGGCCACCAAAUGCGUCCGCCGGCACAGAGGAGGAGGAGGCGGCGGCGGCUGGCUGAUGCCGUGGGGGUCAAGCCGGUGUCAGAGGAUCCGCAGCUUUGACGACACCCUGGCAAAAACACUUGACGCCAACGACAUAGUGUUUGCCGUGCACGUCCCGCUGCCCAACAAGGAGAUGAGCCCCUGGUUUCAGUUUAUGCUGGUUGUGCUACAGUUUGACAUUGCCUUCAAAAUGCUCAAUCAGAUUGAAGAUGGUGCCACCAUCACCAUUGAUGCUGGUCUGGCAUACAGGGAUGAUGUGUUGUCCAAUUGGACCACAAAAUUUCACUCUGUAGAGAAAAGACAGCUCUCGUGUAUGCUUAUGGUCCCCAAGACAUUUGAAAAUGAGGGGCGCUUUUAUGUGUGUGACCCUGUACCAUUCAUAGAGCUGGGCAGUGUGGCCCACAAAUACUAUUUAAUUAACCUGCGCCUUCCAGUAAAUGAUAUAGUAAACACUGGCAUUGGAGAAAUAAAGGACAUCCACUUAGUGGGCAUCCACCAGAACGGAGGCUUCACUAAAGUGUGGAUCAGCAUGAAGACAGCGUUCAGCCCCUGGAUAUUUGUGACCACAGCCUGGUACUGGAGGAGAAUCAGCCUGAUGACAAGACCACCAGUCCUCAUAGAAAAGAUGAUAUUUGCCCUGGGUAUCUCUAUGACGUUCCUGAAUGUGCCGGUGGAGUGGCUCUCCCUGGGGUUUGAGUGGACGUGGAUGCUGCUGUUCGAAGACUUUCAGCAGGGUGUUUUCUACGCCACGCUUUUCUGCUUCUGGAUAAUCUUCUGUGGUGAACACCUCAUGGACCAAAGUCAGAGGAAUCGGCUCUCUGCCUACUGGUGGCAGGUUGGACUGGUGGUGUUUGGCUCAUUGCUUCUGCUCAUAUUUGACCUGACUGAGAGGGGUGGUCACUUGAGCAAUCCUUUCCACAGUGUUUGGGCAUCGCCCUUUGGGACAAAGUGUGCUAUUACCUUCAUUAUUAUGGCAGGGAUUUCUGUUUGCCUCUACUUCCUCUCCCUGUGUUGCAUGGUGGGUUGUGUGUUCAGGAACAUUGGUGGGAAAGUGCAGCAACUACCUGCAAUGUCAGAGACCAGGAGGCUGCACUAUGAGGGUAUAAUCUUCAGGUUCAAAUUUUUGAUGCUGGUAACUCUAGCAUGUGCAGCCAUGACUGUCAUCUUCUUCAUCAUAACUCAGGUGAGUGAGGGACACUGGCACUGGGGAGACUACACUCUACAAGUGCACAGUGGCUUUCUCACAGGGAUCUAUGGCAUGUGGAACCUGUAUGUCUUCACCAUCAUCUUCCUUUAUGCUCCUUCCCACAAGCACAAGAGCAACAAGACAAGAGAUGAACAAAAAGCAGAUACGCUGGAGACACCAGAAAGCCAGGAGACCCAGCUGACCCGCUUUCAGCACGUGCCAACAGAGACCUACAGGAUCACUGGGAAAGUUGCAGAGGAAUAGUCAGACACUAUUUUUGUCAGAGUCCCUGUUUUGUUGUGUUUUUGUCUGUAUACUCUUGCUGUUAAUGGAACAUCUGAUCAUAUAUCCAAAACACCAUGUUAUGUAAGCCCUGGACCAUAAUGGAGAUAAUACAAAUGCUUUCUUUACUUACAGUGAAUAUGAUAAUAUCUGUUUUGUCCUAGCAUGACACCUUUGUAAUCAUUGUAAAUUCAAAGUGGUGUUAUAAAAGCAUAAUGCUAAAA